GAACUGUCAACACAACGAAACUGUUUGCGUAAAUAAAUUAGCUGUGCGAUAAAGAAUUUGCUCAAAAACAUUGCAUUUUGCAGCUGGACACAGCUGUAUUGCCUCAUAGAAAGCUUCUAGAAAAGUGUACAUAUUUGCUAAUACUAAACGAAGCACAACUCCUACUGUGCGCUUUGGAAUUGGACCGUCGGUGAAAGUGAUUCGUCACGCUGCAGCUUUUGUCUACGGUAGAAUGAUUGUUGUGAAUAGUGUUUCCAAAAGCCAAUGAAAGCGGAAUCUUUCGCAGAUCUAACGAUCCUCCAACAUGUCUUGCGAAGUAAAGGUUCUCGCCAGCAUUGACAACCUGGACGAGGUGCAGGAACAGUUCGGUUUGAGCUCAGAAGAAAACUGGCUGAAUACGAUUUCCUACUCCCUGUCGCCCGCCGGAGACAUUCUCGCCCUUGGGCACGGAUCGAUACUGGUGGUGCUAGCUUCCCGCUGGGAUCGGCAACGGCAGCUCAAUGUGUACAAGACGGCCUGGCGAGGGGCGAUCGAUAGUCCCAGUUGCAUCAUCACCAGCGUGCUCUGCACGCCCAUCGUCGGCCAGGGCCAGAGCUCGCAAACCAUGGUCGACUUCAGUUACAUCAUGGUCGGGCUCGACGAUGGGCAGGUGCUGUUUUAUGGCGAAAACGGUACGCUCAUCCAUUCGCAAACCUUCCACCAAGAGCCGGUGCAAGCGAUCAAGGCGCAGAGCGGCAAACAUAUCAACGAGGAGCUGUACGUCCAGCAUCCGUCCUGCACUGUGAUCUUGCAGGGGGCGCAGGUAUUUCCGCUGCUUCGCAGCCUGCGCCAGCAGAUCAACCGGUACGGCAUCGGCAGCCCGAAGGUGAACGAAGCGCAGGAAACGAUCGCUUGCCGCAAGUGGAGCUACGAGAAGGGCAUGACGAUCGUGGAUACCGUGGUCGUGGGGCCACAGAAGAGCUGCACCUACGAUCAUCUGCUGACGGCCAGCCUGGAGGGAGGCUUUUUCGCCAAAUAUCGCCAUGCGGCACCGCAGAACUCGCUCAUCAUUGCCGCGGGCAGCAAGCCUUACGUUGGGUUCCAUUACGCCAAGGAAGGGUUCACGCAGCCUGUGCUGGCGGAUGUGGCCCGUGCGGUGGCUAGCAAAAUCAAAUCUGCCUUGCCUUCCUGGUUGGGUGGUGGUGCUUCCGCCCAACAACAAACUGCCGCCGAACCACAGCUGCCCCCGUCGGAACCGUUGAUAUGCCGGUUCGGAUUGUGCGAUUUGCAGCGGAACGCAUUUGCCGUGUGGCUUGCACCGAACCACCAGCUGGCUGCCGUGGCGGACAAUCUCGGGCGCGUGAUCCUUGUCGACUGCCAGCGCGGCAUUGCUUUGCGCAUUUGGAAGGGCUACCGUGAUGCGCAGUGUGGGUUCGUCGAGGUAGCGGAAAAGCUGCCGAAAGAAUCGUCUUCGGCCGCUCCCGGUCGCAAGAUGGACCGCCGGAAGGCACUGUUUCUCGUGAUUUACGCACCUCGCCGAUCGGUGCUCGAGAUAUGGUCGCUGCGUGCCGGUGGCCCCAAGGUGGCCGCCUUCAGUGCGGCCAAGAACGGACAGCUCAUCUACAACACCCACAGCCAGAUGGGAGUGACCACUGGGGCAAGCAAGGUGAAGUACACUGGGCACGGGUGUACGUUUUUCGAUCCGUCCGACAGCAGCCUGAAGGAGAUCGUGAUACCGUUCCACUGUGCGCUGAGUGAUUCCAAGUCGAAGCUGGCCAAAGAUUUGCAUUUGCUGAAGCGACUGAAGGUGUGCCUGAAGUCGGGCGACGGCAGCGAGUCGGAAGAGCUGGAGGAAAUGACCGACAUGUGUCGAUGCUUCGAGACGGACGAGGUGCGGCAGCAGUGCGUGGAAAUGUUGGCCAAACAGCGCAAGAUUCGCCCGAAGCUGUUUGCAGCGGUGGUGGACAUUUUUGCUGAGAUUGCGGUGGAGGGAUCGAUCGUGAACAGUACCCUUGGUGUCUCGGAAGCUUCUGCAGCGGGUGACGAUGACCAGCACGGUGACGAGGAACAUCAGGAUACGCGUUCCGUCUGUUUGCCGGCGGGCAAAAGUCCGCUACAAGUGAUGUGUGAAAAUUAUCAACGACUAGUCUUGUUUUAUCUGCAUCUGCACGGUGAUAGGCCAUCGAUCGAGGAUGGUAAAGCGGUUCAGCAGAGUAAGCAGGAAAAGUCGCCCGAUGGCAAUGAUACCGAAGAACCUGACCCCGAAUUGGUUGAUCAGAAAGCUGACGAUCAAAGCACCAUCAAUUUGCAACUAUCCGAUCAGGAGCUAACGGUGAUCGAGCAACUGAUCGAGCUCAUUCGGCUGAACGAAAGCGAAGGAUCGCAGGCGGGCCAGAACGCAACCGUGGCAGGCAGUGCAGCAUCGAAAGGCGUCAAGUUCGACGAGAGUGCCAGUUCGGGUGGGCGUAAUUCCAGCUUCAUGGAGUACCUAUCAUCGUUCAACGUAACAAACGAGGAUCUUAUACUGCUGCGGGAUGAGAGUUCUCAUGCGACGCUUGGCAAGAUUAUCUUCGACAAGCUGUAUCGGACGGAUUCGAGCCGGCUAGUUGGAUUCGUGGAGGCGGCCGAAGCAUGCGGCCUGAUGCCCGAAGACUUGCUGCGAACGUUUCUCGCCUACUGGCUGCGCUUGCCGUUCAACUACAGCGACAUGUCCACGCUGAUCGAGGAUUUGAACCGGUUCAAUGCUGUGCUGCACCAGAUAUGCUUGGUGGCGCGUGAUCGGAUCUAUUUCGAGAACAACGCCAUUUGUCUGUGGUGGCAGUCGGUGCGUGAAUAUCUGCUGGAGUCGCCGUGCGCGUUGCGUGGUUUGCUAGCCGCGCUGAUGUGCCGCAACGAGGCGCUGCGCCACGAAAGCCGCCGACGUAGCGAUGAGGAGGAGCUUACAACGACGGAACAGUUCGAGCAGGUCUCGCAGGAAGCGUGCCAGUGGAUGCUGUUGAUCUACAAGCUGGAGGACGUGGCUAUCCUGGGCAAGAUUCUGGGGGAAAGUGUGCGCUGCCGCAAUCCGCGCUGGCCGACGCUGAAGUACCAAAAACCGGUAGUGAGCCUGAAAGAGAUCCUCACCGGCGGCAAGGGCAUAGUGUCGGAGCUGGUUGCAAAAUGGGUUGCGUCGACGGGAAUCGAUCCGCCGAUGCUGGUGAUCGAGGUGCCACCGGAAGCGACGGAGCUGGAUACCAAGGCGGAGGAGUCAUCGCCCGGCAAGGGCACCGAUCCGGAGAAGAGUAGCCGGCGGGAACGGAACCGGCGAUUGGCGAUGCUGAAGGCGAACCUGCUGCUCACGUCCGAGUACGGCCCGUCGAAGGACGGCGGGGAGCAGGAAGAGCUCGAUCCGGUGCUGUACAAUCUGAACAUUCUUCGGCUACAUUUCCCGUUCAGUCUCGAUUCCGGGCAGCUGCUGGCUCAGCUCGCCUGGGUGUACAUCGGGGCGUGGAGCAGAAACAUGGCAAACGUGGCCUGCCUGCAGGCCGGACUCGCAUCACUGAAAGCCAUCCCGCGGCUGCAGUACUCCAUCAAGCACGGUCUGUGCUGCAUGAUCUGGAAUGCGCAUUUGAAAAUCCCGCUCGAGGCAACGAAGAAGCUGGUGAACAAGGUCGGCCGGCUGCCGAAGGAGAAGCUCUGCCUGCAGGACAUCGGCAUCAGCGAUGCGCUGGUGCCCCAGUUUCUGGAGUGCUGUUUGGAGUUUUUCGACCAGUUUGGCGGCAGCCUCGAUCACGACAAGCUGGAGCUACGCUUCGAGGACCUGCUGCAGGACGGGCCGGUACCGUUGACGACGCUCGCCACCCAGCAGUCGUCGGCCAAUAUGGCUUUGCUGCGGCUGCACCAGGAGCUGACGACCGUGCUGCUCAUACUGACCUCGUUCAGCGUGCGCUAUGCGAACAAACCGAUCCAGCAGCUGUUUGACGGGAUGUCGAAUCAGGCGUUCUUUUCCGAAAUCAAUCGCCAGCAGAACGCGACCAAUGCGCUACCGAAGGCGGACCAACUGUUGCGGAAAACGCGGCUCGAGUUUCUGUGCCGCACGGUGACGGCCACGAUGGAGCUUAUCCACGAGGACAUGGAGACGGUGUACUACGCGGACCAUAACGGCUGGAUGGACACGAUCGAGCGACUGGCCGGUGCCUGGGAGCUGGAGUUUGGCGACAUUCGAAAGCAUCAGAUAAUUGAGCUGUACGCGUACGGAUGGGACACAUAUGCGCACGAGCUACUGGAGAACGUCAUUCCGGACCAAACCUUCUCGAACCUGCUGCUAACGAUAGCGGGCCGCCGACUGGCGCUGUACACCAAAGCGAACCCGACGGCCUGGGGCCAGAUUGCGGCCGUCGGCCCCCUGCUCACCGACUAUCUCGAUACGCUUGUAAGCAAUAGCAAUUACGGACCACCGCUGCGUUCCGUCGAGACGGACGAGACCGUGCUGGCGACGGCAGCCGGCAGUGAUUUGUUCAUCGAAAAGAUAACGAAACUAACGGAGAAAGCGUUCAACUGUCUCUCGGCGCUGGCAGUCAACGCGAAGGGCACGGCCAAGGAGCUCCGCAUCGCCGGGCUCAUCUUUGACGCUUGCGCCACAAUCAAAGAUCAUCAACAUUAGCCAGCAGCAGCCAAAGGGAAAGAGUGUAUGUGAGGGAGAGAGAGAGAGAGGACGGGAGUGAGCGACAGAAUGAUAACCCGCGCGCCAAGCCACGUGAUAUUGAUGUUCGCUGCUGUUUCUUCGCCGAUUUCUGUCCGACUCUAAGUGUAAAUAAUUUUAACCAAUUUACUAAGAACACAAAACCGUACAGGCACCGGAAUGUGGUGCGAGGAUGGUGCGAACGCGCUCUCGGGGGUUCUAUUUGGUACCGUCUGGGUUGAGCCCGCCGUUAUGAACGAUUCCGGUUAUCCUUUUUUUAUCCAACCACUCUCUCCACCCAACUUGUUGCAUAAGAUAAAUAAUGUCUCGAAAAUGUUAAUAAAAAGCCUUGUUGACUUGAACAGAA
Anopheles merus is the source of this 5006-nucleotide messenger RNA. It is a transcript of the gene Rab3-GAP, whose product is annotated as rab3 GTPase-activating protein regulatory subunit. NCBI's taxonomy places the organism in Eukaryota, Metazoa, Arthropoda, Insecta, Diptera, Culicidae. The record is from RefSeq and is a predicted model, not a curated record. The transcript is spliced from 5 exons. Bases 305 to 4621 code for a protein of 1438 amino acids. Gene Ontology annotation, biological process: regulation of GTPase activity.